Molecule: messenger RNA, 1717 nt
Organism: Oreochromis aureus
Lineage: Eukaryota; Metazoa; Chordata; Actinopteri; Cichliformes; Cichlidae
Gene: rad9a
Product: RAD9 checkpoint clamp component A
Exons: 12
Coding region: 223-1395 (390 amino acids)
Biological process (GO): cellular response to ionizing radiation; DNA repair; mitotic intra-S DNA damage checkpoint signaling
Cellular component (GO): checkpoint clamp complex
Source: RefSeq, a predicted model, not a curated record
GCGGCGUAAACAACGCUGACAUCGAUGAAAGAGACACUGCUUAACCGAGAAAAAUAAACUUAGACUGGAAAUAAACGGAGUAUGCUUUCGGUAGGAAGAUUUGCUCUCGGUGUGGAAACGAUUAAAACUCCGUCUUGUGUACUUCUCGGUGAUGCUUAGCCGCUCGUUUUGGCUAACUUUUAGCCAAAUGUGCUAACUUAGCCGAAAAGUGAGUUUGCAGAGAUGCACUGUAUCGUAACGGGAGGAAACGUGAAAGUACUGGCCAAAGCCGUCCAUUCUCUGUCCAGGAUCGGCGAUGAGCUGUAUGUUGAGCCUCAGGAAGAUGGGCUGGCCCUGCGGUCUGUGAACUCCUCUCGGUCGGCUUAUGCUUGCUUCCUGUUCGCACCACUCUUCUUCAGCAGGUACUCCACUACUAGUGGGGAUAACUUCCGCUGCAAGAUGGCAAUAAAGAGUGUACAGUCUGUGUUCAGAUCUCUGACAACUUUGGAGAAGACAGUGGAAAAGUGUCACAUUGAUCUCGACAAACAGAAGGACCGUCUCACCUUCACCCUGCACUGCAAGCACGGCCUACUGAAGACACAUAACCUGUCUUUCCAGGACAGCGAGAGCCUGCAGGCAGUGUUUGAUAAGGACAGCUAUGCCAAUGUAUUCAAAGCCCAGCCCAGGCUGCUGGUAGACACAGUCAUCCAUUUUCCUCCAUCUCUGGAAGAAGUGACUGUGUCAGUGAGUGAUGAACGGAUGUGGGUCAGGAACCAUGUGGAGGAAGAAGCAGAGGCGUCCAAAGCCAUGCUGACCGAGCUGUGUUUGGCUUCAGACGAGUUUGAUCAUUUUGCUGCCCAAGUUCACAACAGUGUGACUUUUUGUCUGAAGGAGUUGCGGGGUUUACUAGUGUUUGCAGAAUCAACUGGCCUCCCUGUUUCUAUGUACUUGGAUGAGCCGGGCAGCCCUGUGGUGCUUUCAGUAAUGGACAGUGUCCUGGAAGGAAACUUUGUGCUGGCCACGCUUUCUGAUGAUCCCAGCCUUCGUAAAAAUAGCAGCAAAGGAGCGCACACAGCAGCUCCACCCCCUCCCGAUGACUUCAUGAAUGAUGACAUGGACUCCUAUCUAAUCGCCAUGGAUACCAGUAUUGCGCCAGGUCCCUCAAACACAGGUCCACCCCCGCCUUCAUUAGCUGAUGACACACGUUCAAAACGGCCUGCAGCAGUCAGCCACAAGGCAAGGAUACUCAUCGAGGAGGCAGAAGAAGAAGAAGAAACGGAUGAUCUAGACAGACUACCUAAUAAAAAGUUUCGGUCGCUCUUCUUUGGAUCGGUGCUUCCCCCGUCGUCUCAGUUGAGCACACAGCCGAUGACUUCUCAAGAGGUGCUGGCCAGCGACAGUGAGGAAGAAACUUAGAUAACUGCAGGCUGAUGGGCUAGAGGAGACAUGGACUAAACUGACAGUGGGUGCAUGUGCGUGCACUGUUAAACAAAGACACCUGGAGUACUUGAAGAUAAAGAAAUGAACACAAAUGUUCAUCCUUACUGGCCAGAACAAGUAGUACCUGGACCUGGUUAAAUAUGCAGAGGCCACCAGUACACUAAAAAUGCCUCUAAAGUCUCAAUAUGUGAAACUAGACAUGAAGCAAUUCCAAUUUAUUUUUAUUUUGUGUUUGCCCAGUUUGUAAUUAAGGUGCAGUGUAAAAAGUCCCACCGAAUAAAGCAAACUUAUGAUUCAA